Molecule: messenger RNA, 2238 nt
Organism: Suillus clintonianus
Lineage: Eukaryota; Fungi; Basidiomycota; Agaricomycetes; Boletales; Suillaceae
Exons: 13
Coding region: 1-2148 (715 amino acids)
Source: RefSeq, a predicted model, not a curated record
AUGUCCUCAUCUCAUCAACUAGUGCCUGCCGAAAGUUCACCUGCUCAAACUGCGCUUGAUCUUAUCGACCAACUGGCCAAUGUAACAUUACACGACAAUGUUAUUAUCUUGGAAGUUGAAAAUCUGCUCGACGGUUGGCCUACCUACGAGAUCAAUUUCACACCGAAAAAACCGGGACCGCUGAAACUCGUCAUUCGCCUUCUCGAUACCGUGAAACUUGUUAAACUAGAAGACUGUCCAGACAGCGAAGCCGAGGGUUUGUUGCCCGGAAAGCCAAAAGGGCGGGAGAGAAACUCAAGGCCAGAGGGACUUGGGAGAUCCAGAUAUUACAAUGGUAGACUUGGCGACUUACUCCAGCGGUCAUGUCAACGCAAAGCCCAUUCAGCUCCUGGGACUUCGAGUCUCAAAGAGCCUCCCAUGCGCAAAGUCCCUGUCUCCUCCAGACGUCCAUUCCACGAUACAGAUUGGCCACCUCGCCGGCCUCGCAAAUUGAGACCCAUUUCUCCUGAUGAGCCCAUAACUGAGCUUCACACCUUCAGAACCUUCUCUGCCGCUGUUGGUCCAUUGCCUCAGACGGAGCAUACCAUCUGUUUCCAGCGGAGUUUAGAUCUCACGACAUCUGGCUUGUAUGGAAGCACCAUGGAUUUCACUGGGGGGUCUUUAUUUCAUCCUACGCAUAACUCACAAUGUCCUCCGCAAAAUUUCAAUAUGCCGCGUUGGGGCCAGGAACUUACACCUUCCCCCCUAUCUCCCGGUUCUAUGCCAUUACCGCCUGACGGAGAUCUCUUUACAGAUAGUUCUAGAGCGCCGCAACCUCAUUUUCAACAGGGUGCAUAUAUGCACGAAAUUCAGCAGUUCCAGGCCUUGCAUGAAAAGUAUAGGGCCUUGGAGCUGCAAAUUGCAAAGGUUACGGCAGAACGCGACACCAUCUCGGCUGCAUAUCAAUAUCUUGCCAGCGCUGUUCGUUUACCGCUCAAUGACCCACUCCAAUUUGACCCUGCGUCCAUCUCAACACCAGCAAGCACUACGCAACGUCCAAAACCAGACACCCACCCCAAUAUCCGGUUCUGGAACAAGGCCGACUACUUCGAGUGGUUAGAAUCGGCUGAAGCGGACAAUGCUGUUGGCCGCGGUAAGCUUGCAUUCCUGGAGGACGAGAACGGUGAUCCGAUCUCAGAAACUACGAUUGACGCCAUUCGAAAGGCCCUACGUGCAGCAUGGUCCGAACUUCUCAGUCGCAAGCUCGCACCUUUGACUUGGGGAAAGCUGACUGCGUCAGGUGGCCAGUUGGUGAAUACCUUGAUGGAAAAUGCCUUCCCUUUGUUCAAGUUUGCCAAUAAUGGGUGGAAGCUCGACUAUCUCGCUACAAUGUCUUAUUCGUCUUGGCGCAGGCAUCACAUGGACGACCAUGGCAAUCCGCUAUCUGCUGGCGACACCGGUGAUGAUGGCGACAACACUUCAAAAGGCAAGAAAAGAAAGCAGCGCAUGAAAUCUGAAGCCUUCGAAGUCCUUGAAAAGAAAAUCAAAGUUGAUCAUGAUGUGCGGGAGAGUAUUGUACUGCCGCUGACUCCACCACCAUCUUCUACUUCAUCCCCACCUCUGCUCCCAGUUCAGCCGUUCUCUCCGACUGGUGCUCCACUGUCUACUCUGCAAACCCAAGAUCCAAUCGCCGUAACGGAUCAGGAACCUCUCGACGACAUCCCGAACAUACUACCCGAGCCUCUCUCCGCACCAAAACCCGUCAAAAUUAUGAUUGUCAAUCCGCUAUCUACGCUCGCACUAGCUGCAUCCAAUAUUGUAAUACCACCUACUACAGCUCUCUCGAGUAUCCCACUGUCCCUACUAGAUCCAGGAACCGAACUCGAACCAACGGAUGCAGGGAGCAUUCCUGCUCCCUCCGAGUCUACUAGGAAAACCCCAAAGACCGGUAGCAAGGCAAAAAUGCGCCCAGGCAACGCGAAAAACGGACGGAACUUAUGUGCGCUACGUUGGCUCAAGCAGACCAAGCGCAAUGGGACAACGGACGAGUUUAAUGCCUUCUACGGGACAUUGACAUCAGAUCAGCUUGGAAAAUACAACGAGGAAGCCAAGAAUUUGGUGUCCAACGACGCGUGGAAUAAGAAUGUCAACGAGGGCCAAAUCUACUAGCCUUUCACUCCAUUCUGCUACCAGCGUCUGCCACACCUUCGUUGCUGUGUUAUCCACUUCCUAUUUUCGAUCCCGCUGCCUGGUCUCGAC